This is a messenger RNA of Dreissena polymorpha, 2915 nucleotides long. Its product is annotated as protein arginine N-methyltransferase 2-like. Gene Ontology annotation, molecular function: protein-arginine N-methyltransferase activity; protein binding. The transcript has 10 exons. The coding region runs from base 748 to 1851 and encodes 367 amino acids. The record is from RefSeq and is a predicted model, not a curated record. Gene Ontology annotation, biological process: peptidyl-arginine methylation. Gene Ontology annotation, cellular component: nucleus. NCBI's taxonomy places the organism in Eukaryota, Metazoa, Mollusca, Bivalvia, Myida, Dreissenidae.
CUGAAUGAUUUUUCAUAAGAAACAAAGUCGACAAAACUUGAGCUUCAAAAUUAUACGACAUUAUUUAGUGUAAUGUGCAUUGUUUAUAACCAAAGCAUAUACUUUUGACAUUUAACUUAAAUAUUAAGAAUGUACAACAAGCCAUACACAUAUCGCACAGUUCAUAAAUAAUCUGCUAUGUUUGCUUUCCUAUUUAAUUCACGUUAGGCAUAGAACUGUGUAAAGUAUAAGAUGGUAAAAAUAGCACCACACUGGAAUUGGGAACGUCCCAUUUUUUACACGGGUAUUUUCUACUCAUUUAUCUGUUGUGUACUGGAAUGUUUUCCAUUCUUUGUGUAUUUAUAUAUUAAAUUAUUUUCUCGUACAAUAAGUGUAUUUACCAUAGAUAAAUAAAACGUUGUGCAAGUUUAAACAUAAUUAUGUUUGUAUGCAGAAAUCUGCAAAUGCAACCGAGUUUACCAACGGCUAUUAUUAGAUAAACUGCUCCGGUUCAUUUGAACAGCAGAAAUGUAGAGUAAAUGACGUAGCGUGUGACGAAGAAGAAAGUUUAUCGCGUUCAUAAACUCAUUUGAAUAAAGUGAUAGAAUGGCAUAAGGGUCUUUAUUUAACUAUGCUAAAAUAAUUAUUAAUGACCCUAGAUGCAAAAUCGUCAAUUAUUGAGUUAAAUGGAUUAUUAGAUGGAUUUUAAAGGAUAACUAAAGAUUUCACUCCAGAAAGGACAAGCAGUGAAUGUUCUGAGGAGAUCCAAUGAAAAUUGGUGGUGGGUUGAAAGUAAUGGUUGCUAUGGCUACGCGCCAGUCAAUCACCUUGCUGGUGUUAUUUCCACUCAACCAGAAUGGCAGGAUGAGGAGUAUUUUGGAAAUUAUGAAACUUCAUUUAGAGAUGUUGAGUGAUAAGCCACGAACUGAAGCUUAUAUGAAUGCAAUAGUGAAAAAUGCGGAUAAGCUUAGGGACAAGGUGAUUCUGGAUGUUGGGUGUGGAACAGGAAUCCUGAGCAUGCUGUGUGUGAAGCACGCACGUCCAAAACAUGUUUAUGCAGUUGAAGCCAGUGAUAUUGCAGAGUACACUCAAAAAGCUGUUGAAAAGAAUGGCAUGGCAAGCAAGAUUACAGUGUUGAACGAUUUUGCUGAAAAUGCGAAAAUUGAAGAUGAUGUGGAUCUUAUUAUAUCUGAAUGGAUGGGUACCAUGCUUUUGUUUGAAAUGAUGAUAGAAUCAGUCUUAUCCAUGCGAGACCGCUUCAUGAAACCUGAGUUGACAAUAUGGCCGUCGUCUGCUAGCCUCUAUCUGGUGCCCUGCACUGCGCAAGUUCACUUCAACAGGAAGUUGGAAUUCUGGGACUGUCAGUAUGGUCUGGAUUUUUCCAGUUUUAAAACACUUGCUAAAGAAGACCUGCUGAGCAAACCUUAUCACGACUAUGAACUUCCUUGUGGUGAUUGCCUUGCGAAAGGCCAGUCUGUUUUACAACUCGAUAUGAAGACAUUAACCAUACAGAGCUUAGAGAAUAUAGUAUGUCAAUUUGAAUUCGUCAUUGACCAAGGGGAUACCAUGCACGGCUUCUGUACCUGGUUUGAAGUCGAGUUCUGUCCCUUGAGUGAAGACAUGGAUACUGUGAUACUCAACACUGGACCAGACAAUCAGCUGACCCACUGGAAGCAGAAUUUGUUCCUGUUGGACAGUCCGGUACGAGUAAAUGCUGGUGACGUCAUAUCCGGGACUCUUACGAUAUCUCGCAAUCCUGAAUACCGUAGACACCUCAGAGCUUUCUUUGAUUUCAAGGUCAUACCAGGAUUGCAGGAGAGUAAAAUUGUUGACCCAAGCUCAGUACAGAAGAUGUUCUAUGUGUGGAGAUGAUGUCUUUGUUUAUUUAGCAUGGUCUGAAGACGCAGUUUCAGUAUUAAUAUAGAAGUUUCUUGCUGUAUGACUCCUUACAUCUCGAUAACUUAAAAUCUUUGGCUUAUAACCAACUGUAUGAUACUCAUGAGUAAUAAACAUAGCGCGUUAAACUAUUUUAUGACAAACACAUCAGGGAGUAAAGAAAAGAAGUAACCCCAAUGUAAGUGCCUACGUAAUUAUACUUGUGUGUACAAUUUAGCGUUGGUGAUGUAAAAUGCCUACAACAUGGAUUACACGUUUAAACUAUUCGGUUUGCAAUUCAACAACGUUUUAAGGACAUACACUCAGCAACAAGACAAAAAACCAAUAGAUAUUCAUAUCGAUGCUUUUGAAGGAGUUCACCGCUCAUUUUAUGUACGAUAAAACCUAACAUGUUAUUUGUUACAAACUGUGUAGUGUUCUAAAUAUUUAUGACAAGAACGAUUUUUUGUCAAGCGCAGACAUUCAGUUGCAAUAUUUUGUAUGCCGCUUCAGAUGUUACCUUCAUAUUUGGUAUGCAUGUGUAUAUGGACAAGGCCUUUCCAUACGCACACAAACUUUGACCCCUUUGACCUUGAACUUAGGAUCCGCGUUUAGGUUUCGAAAAAGCAUUUUUCAGGGGCAUGUCUUUGAUGGAGAGAGCUCUUGUUCUAAAUGUUGCUAAAUGUGUAUGUGAAUUGUGGCUCAGAAAGUAUUCCAGUGGAAUAUGGUGUACAGCGAAAAAGUCUUGUGGAUAUGGUAUUGCAGUCAUGUCAAGUCCUGUCAAGUUGGACAACAAAAGAAAUCCAUAAGGCGUGAGUCAUUGGAGUUUUCUAUUCACAGUGAUGCCGUGAACUUUGUCUCAAUUUACAUGUUUGCAACUUAUUUUGUAUGAUAUUGUGUCAAUCAAUGAUGUUAAUCGCUAACGCCAAUUUUGUAUUUGUUUUAUUCCUUAAAUUAAAUUAACUUAUGUUACACGAGAGUAUUAUUAUAUGCUUCUUGUAUGUAUUUACACGUUGUUAACCGUUUUAAAUAUAUGUUAUGUGAAUAAAUGUUGAAAAAAA